Molecule: messenger RNA, 3279 nt
Organism: Hermetia illucens (black soldier fly)
Lineage: Eukaryota; Metazoa; Arthropoda; Insecta; Diptera; Stratiomyidae
Product: zinc finger protein 236-like
Exons: 7
Coding region: 238-3129 (963 amino acids)
Source: RefSeq, a predicted model, not a curated record
GGAUCUGUGUGUAUUUCCGCAGAAAGUGUUUAUUAUAUUAGGAAAUGGCGAGAAUAGCUACUUUUCACUUAAAAGCUCACGACCGAGAGUUUAUCUAAUAUUUUGUUUGUGUGAACUUGAUUUCAAACUCAUGAGAAAGUAGAGCAAAACCGCCGACUACCCAGGCGUAGUAAUUCACCAUUCGCAUUGUGGGUUCUUCCCCUUUUUCAAGUAAAUGGGAGAAUACCGACCGUUACUAUGGAUCCUGGUCCUCACACUUUAUAUUCGGUCUCCGAUUCACAGACUAUGAUUAUUCCCUUGGAUGAAACGAAUUUAUCAAUCUUUGGGACGCCUGUAACCGAUUCCUCUUCAUUUGAUCGGUUCAUCAACGAUUCAUCUGCUGCGUCGUCAGUUAACCCGGCCAUUGACGGCACCACAGCCCGUCUACAUUCGCCACCAUCUCCACCUGGAUCUGCUCCAUCAACCAAGGCGACUCUUAAAUAUAAAAAGUGUCGAAAGAAGCACAUCCAAAGCUCCACGGCAUCUGCAAACCGCCUUCCGAGGACUUACAACUGUGACCUAUGCACUGAAAAGUUCCAUCUUCCAAGCCUUCGUCGUCUACACAGAGAGACUGCUCAUUCGUUGCCGAAGCCUUUCAAGUGCGAGAAGUGUCCUAAGCGAUUCAACUCCGAAGAGAACUGUAGAAUCCAUGUUGCCAGCCAUUUGGAAGCACCAGCUGCAUGUCCUGAGUGUGGUGCUUGUUUUCAACGUUCGACACGCUAUCGCAGCCAUCUGAAAACUCAUAUGAGGAAUGAAGAUCUCUAUUGCGAGGAAUGCAACCAGAAUUUCGAGAAUGAGAACGUGUUUUGGCGGCAUAUUGAUAUGAAGCAUUCUCACAGUACAAUGGGCGUUGAGUACGAUGAUUUGACCGGGGGAAUUAUGCGGAAGGGUAAUGUUGGCAGCUCGGCAAUGGGCGAGGAAAUAGGGAGAUUUCAGUGCAAUAUUUGCGAAAAGUCCUUUACGAGGUCCAGCAAUUUAACGAGACAUCUUCUGAUUCACACGAAAACUAAACAUUAUCAGUGUACGAAAUGCUCGAUGAACUUUACCCAGAAAUCCACUUUGCGGCGACAUUACCUUAUUCAUUCCGGGGCAAAAGAAUUCAAAUGUCCAAAGUGUUCUGCACGAUUCUCACAACGUGGAAAUCUCGAAAUUCACAUGCAGCGCGUGCAUCCUAGCAAUCCAGAUUUAACUAACAAAUUCCCAUGCCCGGAUUGUAGUUGUGUAUUCAACAAACUGAACAGUCUUAAUCGCCACUCAGCCAAAAUGCAUUCCACUAAACUAUCAACAAUUCAUGAGAAUAACGACGAAGAUUCUGAAUGCAAUUUCGAUCAAAUCAUGGCAAAAUUACGGACUAUUGCCAUGCCCGAUACCACAUCGGAUAAUUGUUCAUUAUUCCCCAAUGGAAAAGUUAGCAGCCCCGUAAUAGGGUCUGUGGGAAUGAUUGGGGAUGAUGUAUUGACCGCAAGUGAUGCUGAUUGUGGCUAUGUGAAGAUUGUCGAAACCCUGAAUUCGGCCAAAGAAAAGUCAGAGGUGGUUGUGAAGCAAGUUGAAGGUGAAGACGGGAGGAAGUACUAUUGCUGUGAUAUUUGCUCGAAACGGUUCCAAAGACCUCAUGAUCUGCUGAAACACAGUCGAGUGCAUACUAACGAGAAACCAUAUGAAUGCGGCAUUUGUGGCCGUUGCUUUGCCAUAAAUAGUAACCUUCAAGUCCACUUACGAAUUCAUGGGAAGGACAGCGAACGGAUCACAAAUUGCUUCCAAUGCCCAAAAUGUUUUGUACAAUUUAGCUCAUUGAGACAGCUUGAUAUUCACGCCAAAAUCCAUAAGGACUCGAAACUGUUUCCCUGCAAAAUAUGUAACAAACAUUUCAGUAGUUCAAGCAAUUUACGAAUACACGAGUACACGCAUCGGCCAAAAGAUCCAGCUGAAUUGGAGGCAAGAAAAAAUUUGAAGGGUCCGAUGUUACUAACUGAAUCAAUGGGUCUGGAAAGUCCAGCGGAAGAAUAUCGACGUUUCCAGUGUUCGAUUUGUGGGUUGAAAUUCAAACGACCAGAUCAUUUGAUGCAGCACGAAGGGAGCCAUGCUGGCGCAAAACCACAUCAAUGUUCUGUUUGCUUGAAGCAAUUCACUACCCUCAGUUCUCUACGUAGGCAUCAAGAGAUUCAUACCGGACAGAAAACAAAGCAGUGUGAUAUGUGUGACGCCAAAUUCCAUUCUAAUACGGAACUCAAAAGACACCAAUCUGUUCAUAGUUCGGCCCGACCGUAUCUGUGCCCAUAUUGUCAGAAAUCGUUCAAAACAAGGGAAAGAUGCCGAGUCCACAUUAAAACGCAUGCGAAAGAUUUGAAAGUAAACGAAGAAAAUCCAAAUUGUGCGGAAGAAUCUAUGCAUGAUUAUGUUAACCAUACGAGCGAUGCGAAUGGAGCAACCGAGUUGGAUACGAAUUUCAUAGAGACUGAUAACAGUGUGUAUCUUAAUCUUGAUGAUUCUCUGAUUCAAAGUAAUGCAGUUGAGGAUGUAGUGGAAGAUGUCCCUUCAUUUACAGCGCAUGCAGAACGUGUGAAUUCAUCGAAAUUUAUUGAUAUCAAAGAACUGAUCCGUAAAAAGUCUACAAAGGCACUUGCAAACACAAUUACUGUUCAUUCUAUUGAAGAGUUUCCUCCUCCUAUCGACCCUCCUCAAUCUACUUCAGAUAAUUCAUCAGUCAGAAAGAAUCCUUGUGAAAAAUGCGGACGAUCAUUCCAAAAACCUAUCGAUCUUAGACGGCACCUGAGAACGCAUACUCAAGAACGACCGUUUGAAUGCAAUGUCUGCCACGCAUUCUUCAAAUUAAAGUGCACAUUAGAUACUCAUAAACGAGUACAUGAGGAGAAUCGAGCCAAGUUCGAUUGCCAAGUUUGUGGGAAAUCUUACAGCUCAGCGGAUGUCCUGAAAGUCCACAUUCGCGUGCAUACAAACGAACGACCGUAUAAGUGUAAAUAUUGUGAUAAGACAUUCCGGACGACUGGCCAUAAUAAGGUGCAUAUGCGAACACAUCUUAAAUCAGCGCAGAAUUUGGCGAAUGUUCAGAGGAGGGAGGAAGGAAGGUGAUAAAGAGGUGCAAUGGUCUGAUAUAUCCUUGUAAUAGUGGUAUUUGAAUUUCAUUAUUUGAUUGAGACUAUUUUGAAUAUUAAAUGCUAAUAUUAGAAGAAAAGUGUUUAUAUUGUAUUGAUCUAUUAAGUAUUUGUAUAUAGAUAGAGU